AUGAAGCGGAGGGCCGCGACAGGAGGCGGGGGGUCACGACAUGAAGGGGGGGUCACGACAGGAAGCUGGGGAGAGGGAGAGAUGAAGCGGGGUUGGAGGAGGCCGAAGCCCCGGCCCCUGCUGCCCGCCCUGUCGUCCCGAGCUCGCGGCCCCUCCGCCGUCCUCCUGUCAUUUCAUUUGAUGACCCACGAAGGGACCAAUUACCUUUCAGAGAGGCUGGGCUUUGGACUUGAUGCCUGCGAGUCGUCAGAGAAAAUUCUGCUCCGUGAUAUCCAGGCCCUGACCCUCCACCGAGACCGCUUCACCACUGCCCGGAGGACGGCACCCAUCCCUCAGCUGCAGUGCCUCGGGGGUUCUGCCGGCUGCCCUGCUCACAUCCCAGAAAUCGUGCAGUGUCGCAACAAGGGCUGGGAUGGCUUUGAUGUGCAGUGGGAGUGCAAAGCUGAACUGGACACCUCGUACCGAUUCGGCAAGACCGCGGUCAGCUGCGAAGGCUACGAUUACCCGGACGACCCCUACGUGCUCCGGGGCUCCUGCGGCUUAGAAUUCAACCUGGAGCUGACCGAGCAAGGCCGCAAGAAAUACAAAGAUGCCGGCAGCAACGCCAACAGCCACGGCAACACCUACGGCUCCAAUUACUUCCCCGGGUACGUUGAGAAGAUGGAUUCCCCCGUGCCCUCCAGCACCAGAGGCCUGUUGGCCGUCGUCAUCCUGCUAGUGCUGGCCUUGGGUGUUUAUAAGCUUUUCCUGAAAGCCCAGAAUGAGGAUCUCCCCCCGCCCUACACUGAGCAUCCCCAGGACCACCAGAGGUUCUUCCAGGCGUCCCCACCCCCGCCUCCUCCUCCCCCAGGCUUCAAGUCCUAUUUCACAGCAUCAAGCACACCCGGAUGGGGCUUUGGCAAUUCUUUCACGGGUCCCCAAGCGUUUGGCCACUCUGGCCCAGGAUUCUGGACUGGAUUGGGGACUGGUGGCCUUUUAGGCUAUUUGUUCGGGAACAACAGGGCCACGCCCCUGUCGAACACUUGGACUCAUCCUGCGUAUCCUCCCCCGUACUUCAACACCUGGAACAAUCCGGUGCCCCCAUCCGCUGCCGCUAAUUCCCGGAGCUCUUCCUCGGGCUCGAACACGGGGACUAGGACCACGUCAGGGUUUGCCACCACCAAAAGACGUUAAGAAGACGAGGCGGAUGAAUAAAACCUUCAGAUGCAAAUUUCUUAUUUUGGGGUCAUUUUCUCUUUAAAAAGCUAUGUACUAAGAACUGUGGGAAGAAAACCUCUUUGAACAUUUAGAGGUGGAUGAUUGCUUGUAACACUUUUUGGCAUCAGUUCUGUAAUAUAGCUAAGAGUUGGUGGGCUGAAUACAUGGGCUUGUCUUUAGGGAGGUUUGCUGCCUUAGGCAAGUAGUUUUGGCAGCUUCAGAGGAUGCACACUGCCCAGCCCCUUGAACGUCUGCCCUCCCUCUGCCUCUCUUUCUGUUCUGCAUCCCGCAGCCGAGGUGGCCACCAAGCCCCGGGGGAGAAGUUCUUCUCCAGUUUGGUUUUCAUUUUGAGGGACUGCUCUAAAUAGUAGAUGGAAAAUGGAUCCCAACACCCCUUCUUUCAUAUAUACAGUUUUACUCCUUCGCCCUGUAGGGUUUGCUGAUAGGGGUAGGUUUUUCAAGCACUUCCCAAGCUUGUAGCUAACUAAUUGGAUUGGGUUUGUCUGUAGAAAGUGAAGCUUCUGGGCAUGGCAGGGAAUGGAUGUCAAUGUGGGGAGACUGGGGCAACAAGGGAUGUCUUUUAGAAGCUGAAGGAGUGAACUUUUUAGGGGAGCCCAGACUUGCUGGUAAAUGGCCCGAGCCAUUUGAAAGGAUGAAGCCCCUCAACUGGGGGAAGUGUGGUACCCCAUUUAAGCCAUCAAGAAGUGAUUUAGGAUUCCAAUUUUUUUUCCUAGAGAGUCUCUUUGACUUUUUUAACCCAAGUCUUGCCUUCUUCAGCUGUUUGUUCCCUAUCAUUUUGUCAAGACUUAGUUUCUCAGGUCCCAGGCUUGGGGCUAAAGGUUCUGAUAAAGCUGGCUGUGAUUCCACAGCCUCUGAUAGUCCUUGUGCUGCUUGUCAUUCCUGGACUGGCCAAAGGGACAAAAGCAAAUAGUACAACUGCAUCAAACAGAAAGUACCUAUUUCUAUACUAUCAACAACUCAACUUCUAAAGAACCUUUCUCAUUUCUAAAAAGUGUGUUGGAGGUGGAGAGCUGGAUAGAUAGUUUAACUGGAAUCAUCUUGGCUUCACUGGCAGAAUUGAAAUUGAGAAGGGCCCUUGUUUUCUUGGUCAGAUGAGCUUGUUUAGUCCUGGCCCCUAUCUCCUUCCUGAGUAGUAGGGAAUGUGUAUUUUGUUUUCUUCUGUUGUUUUUAAACACUGGUGAUUUUGUUUAACUAGGCAGCUAUUUUUCAGGUGAGAAGAGUCAGGAGUUAAUUUGAGGUCCAUGGUGGAUUGGGUCUAGGGAUGGUUUGCCUCAGAAGGUUCAUGGUGAGUUAGGUCUAGGUACAGUUUGCCCCAGGAGGUCCAUGGUGGAUUGGGUGUAGGGAUGAUUUGUGUCAGGAAGUGUGGUGCGGAUUCCUCUCCUUGGAGGUCUUUAAGUAGAAUAGGGUUCUUUGCUUGUUGUAGGGUUUUACUAGGUGGCUGGGAUCCUGCUAAGUGUUGAGAUGCUGAGAUUCACGCAUCAGAUCCCCUGCCCUCAGAAGCCUAGUCCUACUAAAAUGACUGUCUAUGGCAUUGCUAAGGAAAUUUGAGGGUUCCAAUCAAUUUAUCCUACUCUGUAGGCAGGCAUUAUGCCUAGUGCCCUCCCUGAGCUUCCCUUCAGACAGGAAGCAGCUUGUACAUAGCUUAAAUGUAGCCGAUAAGAUGAGAUGACUAUGAAGUAGUGGGGGGAGGGCUGGGUUGGGGGGGGGAAGGGCACUGGCAGGGGGAGUGGCAAAGGCAAAGGGUGUCCAGGAAAGCUGGUAUGCCCAGAAGGGAGUGCCAGAGGGGGUGGGGAGGAAGUGCCAUUAGGCGCCACUGACCUGCCUCUCCGAGGCCAAGCUGAUUGCCCUGGUGUCAAGGGUGUUUCAGAUCGCUGAUUCCCUUCUAAAUACUUGUUGCUGUUGGUGCCCACAGCUGCUCGUGCUUGUUCUGUUCGUGUUGUGUUCUGUAAGACAUAUCUUUGCUCUUUUUCCCUUUCUUGAACUUCAAUAAAUUAAGCUUGGCCCCAA
Molecule: messenger RNA, 3225 nt
Organism: Gracilinanus agilis (Agile Gracile Mouse Opossum)
Lineage: Eukaryota; Metazoa; Chordata; Mammalia; Didelphimorphia; Didelphidae
Gene: SARAF
Product: store-operated calcium entry associated regulatory factor
Exons: 8
Coding region: 1-1173 (390 amino acids)
Biological process (GO): regulation of store-operated calcium entry
Cellular component (GO): endoplasmic reticulum membrane
Source: RefSeq, a predicted model, not a curated record